This is a messenger RNA of Mytilinidion resinicola, 1977 nucleotides long. Its product is annotated as Phosphoacetylglucosamine mutase. Gene Ontology annotation, biological process: carbohydrate metabolic process; UDP-N-acetylglucosamine biosynthetic process. The transcript is spliced from 6 exons. Gene Ontology annotation, molecular function: magnesium ion binding; phosphoacetylglucosamine mutase activity. Lineage: Eukaryota; Fungi; Ascomycota; Dothideomycetes; Mytilinidiales; Mytilinidiaceae. Bases 136 to 1755 code for a protein of 539 amino acids. The record is from RefSeq and is a predicted model, not a curated record.
CAUCACAACAUCCUCCUCACCAGAGCUGACUACCCCCUCAGCCGCAGUUCCGCUCACUUAAAGCUGCUCUUCUCUUCCUCAAUUCCGCCGUCCAGCGUUCUGUUCUCUCCCAGCUCCUCUUGAGAUCCCUUCGCGAUGUCUGCCACCGAUCAAGCUAUCCUGGAGACUUCCGCCAAGUUCCCGCCAGCUGCAGGCACCAAGUACGAGUAUGGCACGGCAGGAUUCCGCAUGAAAUCCGAGCUCCUCGACUCUGUCGUCUUCAGAUGUGGCCUUAUUGCCGCUUUGCGGUCGCAAUCCCUGGGCGGACAGACAAUUGGACUCAUGAUUACUGCGUCUCACAAUCCCCCGGCGGACAAUGGAGUGAAGCUAGUCGAGCCAUCCGGCGCUAUGCUGAAAAAUGAGUGGGAAGCAUACUGCACGACUCUUGCCAACGCAGACAGCGACGAAACUAUGUUGGAGGAAUACAAGAAGCUCCAGGCGAAGCUUAAAAUCGACUCUGCCAUUCUUGCUCGCGUGGUAUUCGCCCGUGAUACCCGCGCCUCAGGCUCCCGCCUCGUCGGAUGCCUCGUUGCCUCUCUCAAGGCCAUUGGAGCUGAAUAUACCGACUGCAAGAUCUUGACGACCCCCCAGCUGCACUACAUGGUCCGCAGCAUCAACACUGAAGGGACCGCGGAAGCCUAUGGCGAGCCCUCGGAGCAAGGAUACUACAAGAAGUUCUCAGACGCCUUCAAGCGUGCUCUUGGAAACAAGAAACCAAUUGGAGGAUUGACAGUGGACUGUGCCAAUGGUGUUGGAGGUCCGAAGUUGAAGGAGCUGAUCAAAUAUCUUCCAAAGGGAGCGUUGGACAUCACUGUCGUGAACGACAACGUGCACCAGCCGGACAGCCUGAACGUUGAGUGCGGAGCGGACUAUGUCAAGACCAGCCAGCGUGCUCCCCCAUCUUCCAAGGUUGGACCUAGCGACAGAUGCUGCUCCCUGGAUGGAGAUGCCGACCGCGUCGUCUACUACUUCAAGCAAGCCAACAGUGCCUUUGCUCUUCUGGAUGGCGACCGUAUUGCCACUCUCGCCGCCUCCUUCAUCGGCGAUCUCGUCCGCCAGAGCGGCCUCGCAGCCAUCCCAGAGCCCCUCAAGAUCGGCGUCGUGCAGACCGCCUACGCCAACGGCGCCAGCACGCACUACAUCAAAAACGACCUGAAGCUCAACAUCACCUGCACUGCCACGGGCGUGAAGCACCUCCACCACGCCGCCGAGUCCUACGACAUCGGCGUCUACUUCGAGGCCAACGGCCACGGCACCGUCAUCUUCUCAGAGCACGCCCUGCAAACCAUCGCCGCCCACGAGGUCAGAUCCCCCGGCCAGCAGUUCCACCUCGAGACCCUCCGCGCCGUCAUCGACCUCAUCAACCAGGCCGUCGGCGACGCCCUGUCGGACGCCCUGCUCGUCGAGGUCAUCCUCGCGCACAAGGAGUGGACCCCCACCGAGUGGCUCGCCACCUACAACGACCUCCCGAACCGCCUGCUGAAGGUGCAAGUCGCCAGGCGCGGUGACUACACAACUGCGGAUGCGGAGCGCAAGCUCGUCACGCCGAGUGGCAUGCAGGCGCGCAUCGACGACGCGGUGCUCAAGACGCGCCAGGGCCGGGCGUUUGCGCGGCCCUCGGGCACUGAGGAUGUGGUGAGGGUGUACGCCGAGGCGGCGACGAGGGCGGAGGCGGACGAUCUGGCGACGAAAGUGGCGGCGAUUGUGAAGGGGUAAGUGGGAGAAGAAGGGGCUUAUGGGGCUUUUUGAGCCUUUUAUGACUAGGAUGAUGUGCAUUUUGGGAGUUUUUAAGGUUAAGGGGCCCCUGGGGCUACGGUAGGGGAUGAAAAAGUGUUUUUUUGUUACUUUUGGUGCUUUUAGUGCUUUUUGUGAGUGAUGGCUGUGACUUCCUGUAGUCGCUGAAUUAGGGGUAGUGGGUUGAGGUGCUGUGGGUGUGGG